Messenger RNA from Rhizophagus irregularis DAOM 181602=DAOM 197198, 504 nucleotides. RefSeq lists its product as uncharacterized. Lineage: Eukaryota; Fungi; Glomeromycota; Glomeromycetes; Glomerales; Glomeraceae. Gene Ontology annotation, molecular function: metal ion binding. The record is from RefSeq and is a predicted model, not a curated record.
AUGUGUCCAUUUCCCAAAUGUGGGAAGAAAGCUGAAAUCAUAUACCCCUUUACUAGGAGAAAUUCACAAUCGUCCCAAUCAAGCAGAACUUCAGCUAUUUCUAACUUGAUGGGUGAAAAGUUUGUUCUGAAUUCACUGGUCAUACUAGAAGAUCCGAUGGAGAAAGUAGUCAAGAAUGCACUUAUUCAAGAAACUGAAAUCGGUACAUAUGCCAAAUGUUCUAAAAAAAUCACCUUAGGUUUCCCUAAAGAUACCGUCUUCUUGUCCUGUAAACAUGCUGUACACUUUAAUUGCAUUGACAAUUCAAACAAGAGGUGUCCUACCUGUCCAGUAAAUUUGCAAUUAAUUCUGACCACACAAAGAAGGCGAACUAGUAACUCUUUCACUGAAAAGACCUCAAGAAAAAAGGCCAAACCUUUAGGAAGAGAUAAUUCACCCAUAUUAAAACGCCUUAUUCAGGAACUAUUAACAAAUGAUUCUGAAGAUGAUAUCUCAUUACAAUAG